CGGAAACGUCUUAAUCGGGCUGCUGUGAGAAUAAACAUACGGCGCAUUCCUGCUGCAAUGGCACGCACAGUUUUCGUCUAUUUGGAGGAGAGGGACGCUGGGGAUGCAUUGCAGACGCCCUCUCCCUAUCUUUAUCAAAAAGCGUGUGAGACCCGUCUUUCUAUCCCGAAGUAGACCUAGGUGGUGCCUGAGCUUGGUCGCGUAUAGGCACAUACAUAAACGCGUGCUUUUUUCCCCUUCCCGCAGAGGCAGCCCAUGUCUCCGACUUCCCAUCCCUGACCUUGUUUUCUCGUCAUCAUCUGAACAAAUGCUUCUGAAAGGAGCACUCCGCUCUCGAGCUAUGACAGCACCCACCUUCGCCAUCAACACCACCACUACCACCACCCUGUCUUCAUCAACGGACCAUCCCAAGAACACCACGAACAAGGACACCAGCAUGAACGCUAACAUGAACACUAACAUCAACAGUCAGCUUCCCUCGCCAACUUCACCCACCGCCACAACCUUCGUCUCCAAUACGACCACAGAAGCCUCGCAAAUCCUCCACAAACUCUUACGCGCCCUCCCUCCCUCGGCUCCCGUCCUCGAAGGUCGCACAUCGUCCUCGUCCACGACCGAACAAGACCUUCGCGAAGAACUCGACAAUCUGAAACAGCUUUCCACGGAGGCUCAGCAGACUUACAUGAUCGUCCACGGUUUGAUUCAACAGUACCAACAACUCGUUCUCUCCACACACGCACAGGUCGCGGCUGCAAAACAGGCCCUCAUCCAUGCACGUGGGACCCUCUCGUCAUCGUCGUCGUCGUCUUCAACAUCGUCAUUGUCAUCACAGUAUUAUGCUGGCCAGUCGUAUCCUCAGCAACAGCGGCAGCACCAGCAGCACCAGCAAGGAUAUUCGAGUACUUCCUCGGGAACAUCAAGUCCGCCUCUGUCGCCGCCUUCUUCGGGAUGGAGCCGAGCAGGCUCGUUCUCGAGCACAUUCAAUUAUCUAUCACCGACAUCGACAUCCCAGAAUUAUAGUUUUCCCGAUGGCGUACCAUCACAUCACCAACACCAGUACUCACACCAUCACCAGCACCAGUAUCCGGACCAUCACCAGCAGCACCCAUACCCGGAGCAUUAUCAACAGCACCAGCAUGAGGACGAUGAAGAGCGAGUGCGGAGGUUGAGCCAGGAGCAUACAGAUCUUGGAUACCGGCUCUCACAGCUGCUGCGGGAUAAGGCUGCGGCGGAGGAGACGAAGAAACGGUUGAAUGAUGGGUUGGUGAAGGUCAAAGCACGGAUCCGAGAGAUCGGACAGACCCUCGCAGGCGAAUGAAUCUUCAGUUUAGCUUCGACUUCGGUAACAUCGAGACCAAUAAAUCCGUGGAGAAUUUACAUGAAAAAAAGAACCAACAACAAUAACAACAACAGCAACAGCGAAGCGACAAGGAGGAUGCUAGGCAUACAGAGUCUCCGUUUGCACGACAAGACCAGUCUGGAGGGAUGGAGUUGGCCCUCCACGGACUUGCAUUUGGUAGUACAUACGCAUACACAAGCAUAUUCUUAGCAUCCAUCUACAGUCCAGCAAAAAAACAAC
Gamsiella multidivaricata is the source of this 1579-nucleotide messenger RNA. RefSeq lists its product as uncharacterized. The coding region runs from base 104 to 1318 and encodes 404 amino acids. NCBI's taxonomy places the organism in Eukaryota, Fungi, Mortierellomycota, Mortierellomycetes, Mortierellales, Mortierellaceae. The transcript has 3 exons. The record is from RefSeq and is a predicted model, not a curated record.